Exophiala bonariae is the source of this 1698-nucleotide messenger RNA. RefSeq lists its product as uncharacterized. Gene Ontology annotation, molecular function: DNA binding; zinc ion binding. The transcript has a single exon. Gene Ontology annotation, biological process: DNA-templated transcription. Lineage: Eukaryota; Fungi; Ascomycota; Eurotiomycetes; Chaetothyriales; Herpotrichiellaceae. Bases 1 to 1698 code for a protein of 565 amino acids. The record is from RefSeq and is a predicted model, not a curated record.
AUGCGUGCCGGGUACAUGCUGCCGGAAGAAGUCGCACAAACUCGAACUCCGACACCAGAGUACUCAUCCAGACAAACGCUCGAAACCAGCACCAAACUCUUCACGUUUGUCGAGCAUGGAAUGGCCAACUCAGAAUGGCAACAUUUUUCGCAUCCUACACGAGCAGCGUUCAUCGGCACCUCCAUCAGCAAUAUCGCCACACUAGUUCGCAACGAGUCACCAUCCAACCUCAUCAAGCAUUUCCCCUUUCCUGCUCACAAAAAGCCACUGCCAUGGAAGCCCAAGCCAGGCGUUCUCCCGUCCACCGUCAGCGACGACAUUCUUCAAGACAUGGGCUGCCUACCGACACGAGAAGUGCGUGACGCAUUGGUUGAUGCCUAUUUUCAGCAUAUCCACCCGACCUUCCCAGUCAUUGUGGAACAGAGGUUCCGGCUGGAGUACGCAGAUCCACGACACCCUCCUCCACUGGUGUUGUUGCAGGCGGUUCUGCUGGUAGGCGCGCAUGUCAGCGACCAUCCAUUGGUCAGAGUGGCCAGAAGCAGUGUAAAGAGUACUCUGUACCGUCGAACGAGGGAGCUGUUUCGCGUGAGGUAUGAGAACGACAGGCUGUACCUUGUACAAGCUGCGCUCCUCAUGACAUGGUAUGAGGAGAACGGAGACGACAUCACCUGUAACCUCUGGGCAUGGACAGGUGUGGCCACUCGGAUUGCGUAUGGUAUGGGAGUUCAUCGAGAAUUACCUUUGCAGACAUCACACCCGAUGCCAAUUGAUUCCAUUCGGAGGUAUCACAUCGUUUGGUGGGCGCUUUUCUACACCGAGACAUUUGCUGCCUUGCACUUUGGCCGGCCAUGCGCUAUUAGAAGUGAGGAUUGCGAUGUACCAGAUCUCGUCUCUGAAGACUACCUCGACUUGGACGAAAACAUGGACAACACCAUCCGGAGAGACUGUUUUGAGCUCAAUGUCGCGCUGAGUCACAUCGCACAAGAUGCAAUGCGAUUGUUCGCACCGCGACCUUUGACACUACAGACCUGUCCGGCUGCUUCUCUCGGCUCGCGCUUGGCGGCUCUGGCAGUGAAGUUACCCGUCAGGGACGAUCCUUUCUCGUGCCAGACCCGACUUAACUACCACCUUGUGCUUCUUCACAGCCACCGGAUGAACCGACAUGGCCACCUGCAGGACGAGAUGCGAGACGAGGGCCACAGAGUUCGCUCCGAAGCAGCUUCAGCCAUGCUAUCCAUCCUGGAGAUCAUGGUAGCCAGAGACCACAUCCGGCAGUGCCAUUUUACCUGCAUCACAGCCUUGCUGGCUAUUGUCGUUCAGUGCAUGGAAGACAUCAAGCUCGCCAUCCAAACUAGCUCUGUGAUUCUUGCCUCGGGCGCUCAUGCAAAGCUCGGCAGGAUUCUCAGUCCGGCCAAGGAAAUUGCGACCUAUUGGCCGAUCAAUGCGGAGUCGAUAUUGAAAAUGUGCCAGCGGCAGCAUGAGAAGUUUGGUGCCAUCAUCCAGAAUUAUGUCGAAGAGCCAUCGCCCCGUCAACCAAUGGGCCAGGGAGGUGUUGAUGAUGGAUUCUGGACGGAUUUGUUCUCGGCUUAUGAUGGGGUCGAUUUCGGACAAGACCUGUCAGACUUUGGGUGGAUGAAUGUUUCGAGCACCGGUGAGCAUAUUAUUCCAGGUUGUGAGGUAUCGGCACAGGUCGAAUAA